This is a messenger RNA of Tarenaya hassleriana, 3752 nucleotides long. Its product is annotated as alpha-mannosidase 2. The coding region runs from base 362 to 3274 and encodes 970 amino acids. Lineage: Eukaryota; Viridiplantae; Streptophyta; Magnoliopsida; Brassicales; Cleomaceae. Gene Ontology annotation, molecular function: carbohydrate binding; alpha-mannosidase activity. The record is from RefSeq and is a predicted model, not a curated record. The transcript has 5 exons. Gene Ontology annotation, biological process: protein deglycosylation; N-glycan processing; mannose metabolic process. Gene Ontology annotation, cellular component: Golgi membrane.
CCGCUUUAUUGGCGCUAGAUCCGGUCGGAUCUCGAAAACUCGGAAGUAUGUCUACCGGAGAACCGUCAACGACACCGUCUCCGGUGCCGCCGUUGUGGACAUCACGACUAAGGAUCUGUACGACAGGAUCGAGUUCCUGGAUGUUGACGGCGGCGCGUGGAAGCAAGGGUGGCAAGUGACUUACAAAGGGGAUGAAUGGGAGAAUGAGAAGCUGAAGGUGUUCGUCGUACCGCACUCGCAUAACGAUCCCGGAUGGAAGCUAACGGUGGAGGAGUACUACCAGAAGCAGUCGAGGCAUAUCCUUGACACCAUUGUUGAGACUUUAUCCAAGGAUCCUCGGAGGAAGUUUAUAUGGGAAGAGAUGUCCUAUCUGGAGAGAUGGUGGAGAGACACCUCUCCUAGUAAUCAAGAAGCGUUUGCUAACUUAGUGAGGAAUGGACAGUUGGAAAUUGUUGGAGGUGGCUGGGUAAUGAAUGAUGAGGCUAAUUCACAUUAUUUUUCCAUAAUUGAACAGAUUACGGAGGGGAAUAUGUGGCUGAACGACACGAUAGGGAUUAUCCCGAAGAAUUCCUGGGCAAUAGAUCCUUUUGGUUAUUCGUCGACCAUGGCUUAUCUCCUCCGCCGAAUGGGUUUUGAGAACAUGCUUAUUCAGAGGACCCAUUACGAGCUGAAGAAAGAACUCGCAAUGCAUAAGAAUUUGGAAUAUAUUUGGCGGCAGAGUUGGGAUGCCAAGGAAACAACGGAUAUUUUUGUUCAUAUGAUGCCGUUUUAUUCAUAUGAUAUCCCUCACACUUGUGGGCCAGAACCUGCAAUUUGCUGUCAGUUUGACUUUGCUCGGAUGCGGGGUUCUAAAAAUAUGUAUGAGCUAUGCCCCUGGGGAAAGCAUCCAGAAGAGACCACACAGGAAAAUGUCCAGGAGAGGGCAUUAAAGCUGCUCGAUCAAUACAGGAAAAAAUCAACACUUUAUCGUACAAAUACGCUUCUUGUUCCUCUUGGUGACGAUUUUCGGUACAUAAACAUUGAAGAAGCAGAGGUCCAGUUCGGCAACUACCAGUUGUUAUUUGAUUACAUCAACUCGAAUCCCAGUCUGAAUGCAGAGGCACAGUUUGGUACAUUGGAAGAUUAUUUCAGGACACUUCGGGAAGAGGCCGAUAGAAUCAAUUAUUCUCUUCCGGGUGAGAUUGGCUCCGGUCAGGUUAUUGGUUUCCCUUCUCUAUCUGGUGACUUCUUUACGUAUGCAGAUAGGCAACAGGAUUAUUGGAGUGGUUAUUACGUUUCAAGACCUUUCUUUAAAGCUGUUGAUCGUGUGCUGGAGCAUACCCUUCGAGCAGCUGAGAUCAUGAUGUCAUUUUUGCUCGGUUAUUGCCAUAGAGUUCAGUGUGAGAAAUUCCCGACAGGCUUUGCAUACAAGUUAACAGCUGCUAGAAGGAAUCUGGCUCUUUUCCAGCACCAUGAUGGGGUAACUGGGACUGCUAAGGAUCAUGUGGUACUAGAUUAUGGCACUCGGAUGCAUACUUCCUUACAGGACCUUCAGAUUUUUAUGUCUAAAGCAAUUGAAGUUCUUCUUGGGGUUCGCCAUGAGAAAGAAAAAUCCGAACAAGCCCCAUCAGUCUUUGAGGCAGAGCAAGUCAGAUCCAACUAUGACGCUCAGCCAGUGCACAAACCAAUUGCUGCCCGUGAAGGAAAUUCACACACAGUUAUCCUUUUUAACCCCCUAGAGCAGACGAGAGAGGAGGUAGUGAUGGUUGUAGUCAACCGUGCUGAAAUCUCUGUCGUGGACUCCAACUGGACUUGUGUCCCAAGCCAAAUUUCUCCUGAACUGCAGCAUGACAGAACCAAGCCAUUCACUGGCAGACAUCGCCUCUAUUGGAAAGCUUCAAUUCCGGCUCUGGGUUUGAGAACGUAUUACAUUGCUAACGGCAACAUCGGAUGUGAGAAAGCUAGACCAGCAAAGCUGAAAUAUGCUUCGGAGUCCGACCCAUUUCCUUGCCCCUCUCCGUAUUCUUGCUCCAAAAUGGACAGCAACGUGACUGAGAUCCAAAAUGAACAUCAUACUCUUGUGUUUGAUGUCAAGGAUGGACUACUGCAGAAAAUAGUGCAUAGAAAUGGAUCGGAGAAUGUGGUGCGAGAAGAGAUAGCUAUGUACUCUAGUCCGGGGAGUGGGGCUUACUUGUUCAAACCAAAUGGUGAAGCUGAACCAAUUGUUGAAGCUGGUGGUGGGCAUGUUGUGACCACUGAGGGCCCACUGGUGCAAGAAGUAUUCUCAUAUCCAAGGACCAAAUGGGAAAGAUCGCCCAUCUCACGUAGGACUCUUGUCUACAGUGGAGGUGAUACCCUUCAAGAUUUAGUGAUUGAGAUGGAGUAUCGUGUUGAGCUUCUUGGUCUGGAUUUCAAUGAUAAGGAACUGAUUGUUCGGUACAAGACCGAUGUUGACAACAAAAGGGUUUUCCAUUCUGAUCUAAACGGUUUCCAAAUGAGCCGUAGGGAAACCUAUGAUAAGAUCCCUCUCCAAGGGAACUACUAUCCAAUGCCUUCCCUUGCGUUCAUCCAAGGAUCCAAUGGCCAGAGGUUCUCAGUGCACUCUCGGCAGUCUCUAGGGGUUGCGAGCCUUAAAGAAGGAUGGUUGGAGAUUAUGCUUGACAGGCGGUUAGUACGCGAUGAUGGUCGUGGUCUGGGCCAAGGGGUGAUGGAUAACCGUGCAAUGAAUGUGGUUUUCCAUCUUCUUGUGGAGUCAACCAUCUCUCAUACCGACCUAAGCUCCAGCCCCCACCCGAAAACCCCAUCCCUUUUGUCUCAUGUCGUGGGUGCUCACUUGAACUAUCCCAUACACACUUUCAUUGCCAAAAAACCACAGGACAUAUCAGUGCGGGUUCCACAUUAUGGAUCAUUCGAGCCACUGGCCAAUCCUUUACCGUGUGACAUCCACAUAGUGAACCUCAAGGUUCCGCGGCCAUCAAAAUACUCUCAGCAACAGAUGGUUGAAGACCCUAGAUUCGCUCUGAUCCUGCAGAGGCGAGCUUGGGACGCAGCAUAUUGCCAUAAAGCCAGAGUAAACUGCACGAGCGUGGCUGAUGAACCUGUGAACCUGUCUGGCAUGUUCAAAGAUCUCGGAGUUUCAAAGGUAAGGCCGACUUCUCUGAAUCUGCUGCACGAAGACAUGGAGAUGCUUGGGUAUGAUGAUCAAGAGCUCCGAGAUGAUUCCCGGGAAGUACAUAUAUCGAUAUCCCCCAUGGAAAUACAGGCGUACAAGCUUGAGCUACAGCCUCCAAAGUGAAAACACAAAAAGAUAAAGACUGAAACAGACAUGCUGGCGUGGUGGUGCCAAUAUAAAAGACAACGACAAGAGCCACUUGCCAUGUACCGUUUCAAGGUUUGAGCGAAACCAAAGUGAACCGAUCCAAGCCAUUACUGCUUCUUGUUGGAACAAGAAAGACAUUGAAGUGCAGAAGAGGAGCGAAAGUACAUGAUGAACACACUGCCCUUGUAUCUAGAAAGCCACAGGAGGUAGAUGCUUUCAGUAGUUUGUCAUUGUUUUGACCAAAUUAUAUAAUCUCUGUGGUUAUUUUUCAAACCUAUAAUGUCAAUGUACUGUGUGGAGCACUAUCUCUGUAUGGUGAUUUAAUCGGGAGACAGUAUCCUGAUCCACGUAGAAUCGGGCUUGGAAGUGGGGAACAGAAACAUGGCUUGUGUCCCUCUGUGCUCUUAUUCCAUGUUUGUUGACACAUUCAUCUUAUAAAAAUAUCAUUUCUCAA